AUGAGAGAUAAGUGGAGAAAGAAGAGAGUUAGAAGACUUAAGAGAAAGAGACGGAAGGUGAGAGCUAGAUCCAAAUUUGAAAGAGAUGAUGUUUAUAACUCUGUUGGGUAUGCUGUUGGUCUCAAGACUCAAUACAUGAACGAACAUCGUCAAACCAUAGUGGAUUCAGAACAUAUGGUUGAGUCGAUUGUUUUACCAGAUUUGGAAGGCCAACGUCUUGAUUUGAAUCAAUUCAAACCUAAUAGUUCACGGUCAAUACUUGAAGAGAUCAAGCCAAAUCGUACCAACUAUAACUAUUCAUCUCCAUUAUCUGCUACAACUCCUAGAGCCAUUCUUUGGUCUGAUUUCGAAUUACAUUAUGACAAACAGGAGGAUCCAAUGUACUCCAACCAGGGUAAUCCUAACGAUACAGUACUAUCUAUGGAUCAAGAAGUACAGAAUCUUGUCGAGGGAGUUGAUAACUUUGUCGGCGAUUGUUUCUUUGGUACUUUAAGUUUCAUUUCCUCUUGUUGUACGGCUGAAUCAACAUCCUGA
Lizanozyma spartinae is the source of this 534-nucleotide messenger RNA. RefSeq lists its product as uncharacterized. The transcript has 3 exons. Gene Ontology annotation, molecular function: structural constituent of ribosome. Gene Ontology annotation, cellular component: ribosome. Gene Ontology annotation, biological process: translation. Bases 1 to 534 code for a protein of 177 amino acids. NCBI's taxonomy places the organism in Eukaryota, Fungi, Ascomycota, Pichiomycetes, Serinales, Debaryomycetaceae. The record is from RefSeq and is a predicted model, not a curated record.